AUGGCGGCGAGCGAGUGGCACUAUCGUUCUUUCACAAUGAACACCUCUCUUUUCGAAAUUGUUGUAAACAUGGUGAAUGUUCUGAUUGAUCUUGAACAUUGUGAUGCCUCCACUACUUGUUGCCCGGUCAAUGUUAACGGCGUUUAUUUGUCCGAAGAGGACCGGUUUCUCAGCGAGAUCAUUGAAAGUUUGCCCGACUUUGCCGUUGUGCAGAUGACUGAGAUUACGUUAGCUAACGAACAUGUAUCCUCACCGAAGCAUUUACAACUAUCUGAAUUGGUAAUACGAGGUGAUGCUAGAGUUACUUGCUUUUCAACAGUUAUAGCAACACAUGAGGCUGAUUGGAUAAAAGCACCAAAGGUUUUAGAAGUUUGA
Molecule: messenger RNA, 375 nt
Organism: Angiostrongylus costaricensis
Lineage: Eukaryota; Metazoa; Nematoda; Chromadorea; Rhabditida; Metastrongylidae
Source: the annotation of a GenBank genome assembly